Molecule: messenger RNA, 3045 nt
Organism: Loa loa (African eye worm)
Lineage: Eukaryota; Metazoa; Nematoda; Chromadorea; Rhabditida; Onchocercidae
Product: CBR-MLT-11 protein
Exons: 15
Coding region: 1-3045 (1014 amino acids)
Molecular function (GO): serine-type endopeptidase inhibitor activity
Source: RefSeq, a predicted model, not a curated record
AUGACGGCUUUGCUGGCCCAAGUGCCUCUUGUCAUUCUCUGUUAUAUUACCACUGCUGUAACAAUUAAGAUAGAUGAUGUAAAUCUUUGCAAGCGGCAACCUUUUCGAGGUCGAUGUCCUACCGUAAAAGGCAAAGGUCCAAUACGUUCUCAAUUUGUAUUACGUUAUUAUCUCAGGGAUAACGAAUGCGUCUCUUAUCCUUUCGGACAUUGUGCGGAUGAUGAAAAUGAACCGAUGCUAUACAGAUACAAAGACGAAUGUGAAAAGGCCUGUCUCAAUAAAUGGCCUAAUAGUGGUACUACAACUGAAAAUUCGAAUACAAUAAGAAAAUCAACAAUUGCUUUAGGUAGUAAAAUUACUGCCAAUGAUACUGAUACCGAUAAGACUGAUAAACAUGUCGAUACAAUAACUGAAUCAUUUACUGCAAAUGAUACUACAAUGCUAUCAAAACGAAUUGCAUUUGCUGAUCAGAAAAAUGCGCCUCAUAAAUUACUCACCGAAUGCGAAAGGAGUAGACAAGCAAGUGAAUCAGGCCUUAGCAAGAGUGAUUUUAUUCCGAUCUGUACUGCUGAUGGUUCUUAUCGGCCAUUACAAUGUGAAAAACAGAGGAAGAAUUGUUUCUGUGUGGAUCAUAACGGUAUCAAAAUACCGAAUUCCGAUUCAAAUAGUGCUAAAAAACCGGAUUGCAAACGAAUAAUAAAAGCGCAAAAGUCAUUAAUCUAUGAAUGUUUAUCAGCAGUAGAUUCUGGACCAUGUAAUACAGCAAUCAAAAGAUGGUAUUAUGAUAAAAGGGAACGACAAUGCAUCCAAUUUGAAUAUUCUGGUUGUGGUGGUAAUGGUAACAAUUAUCCAACCAAAGCAUUAUGUGAGAAACAAUGCAAAUCAACAAGUAAUGAACCGAAAUGCAAAGAUGGCUUGGAGCCACUAAAGAAUGAAAAUGGUCAUUUGGUCAAUUGUAGUGAAAGUGCAUGUCCCGAUGGGUACUUAUGCUCCGUUGCACAAUUAGGAUCAGCUUGUUGUCCUAUUAAUGCUUCGCGUAAUGUUGGAUCCAAUAUUUGUCAACUCCCGAAAGAACGGGGUCCUUGUGAUCAAUAUGAACUUAGAUUUUAUUACAACAAUCGUCUUGGAGAAUGCAAAUAUUUCUUCUAUGGCGGAUGUGAAGGCAAUGCAAAUAAUUUUGAACGAGUAGAAGAAUGCGAACGCAUUUGUCGACAACGUGAAGUGAAACUUACUGCAACAUCAAUAGUAUCAGCACCUCAGCUAAUUACUUCGGGACCACAGAUGAGAAAGCUUAACAAAGAGUUUGGAGCAAAAAAUUCCAAAAAAACUAGCGAAGAGAACGAAUUGAUAGAAUUAACUGAUAAUGCUGCUUCAGCUAACAAUGAAUACAAUACAAACAGUGUUUCGAAUGCCACGGGAAAUAUUGCUAAUGAUGAUACUACUAGUGAAGCUAAUCUAGAAACCAAAGAAACAAGUACCAGUUCAUCGGUAGCUAUAUUUCGUGAUCACUCAACCAUAAGUAAGGAUUUAUCUAGUACCAGUACUACAGCAACUAGUACUGAUCAAAGUAAGCUACAACUAUCGCAAAAAAUUGAUCAAAAUAUUCAUAAGAAGAUUAAACAAAAGGGAACAAUGACAUCAUUGGAUAGCAGUAAUACUGAUAAAGUAAUUGAUUUUACAACUGUCAAACCUGAGAAUACAACUGCGACAUUUGACAACUUAGAGAAGUUUGUCGUUUCCGAUGAUGAAUCUUAUAGAAAUGAGCAGAAAUUCUCGAGUAAAUCAAUCACAACUACUGGUCAACAAUUAUCCAGCAGUGGAAAACAAAUCACAAUAUCCACAUCAACAUCAAUGACAACAGAAGAAAGAUCAUCCGACACAUCAAGAUCCUUACCCAUUUCAACAACUCUAGUUACUGUACCUCUUCGUGAUGUCAUAACAUCGCAAUUGAUUACAUCUCCAACAAUGAAAUCAAUAGUACCACAACUAACUGAAAAUAUGGUUGAUCAGUGUUUCCAAAAACUUGAUCGUGGUACUUGCACCGGACAAUUCAUUCGAUGGUAUUGGGACUCAGAAAAAAACACCUGCCAAGUAUUCACUUACUCCGGAUGUGGCGGAAAUGGAAAUAACUUUCGAAGCCGCGAAGAUUGCUUUGCUGCAUGUCAUCAAUCUCCACAACCAAUAAUCAACGUGGAUAAUGUCUGCGAGCACACCAUCCAUCCUGGUGAUUGCACCGGUGUCUUCGAGAGGUUUGCCUUCGAUUCCACGAUCAACGAUUGUCGGCCAUUUACAUAUACUGGUUGUGGUGGUAAUGGGAACAACUUUGGAAGUUCCUUAGAAUGUCGCAACAGGUGUAUUAUGCAAAGACCAACUCUUUCAACCGAUGUAUGUCAACAUCCAAUUGAAGUGGGUGAAUGUUCUGGUGUAUUCCCGCGAUUUGCAUAUGAUCUGGUAGCUAAUGAAUGCCGACCAUUUACAUAUGGUGGUUGCGGUGGUAAUGGCAAUAAUUUCGGAUCUAUUAUCGAAUGCAAAAAAACGUGUGUUCGAGGACAACCAGAUGUAUCAAUGCGAUGUCCCACGGUGGACAUAUCGUUGUGUGUAGAGCCAUGUAUUUUAUUCACAAACCGCCGCGGUUGUCAUGAAUGCACAUGUCCAAUGGUACAACCUAAAAAGGUUGAAAAUGCUCUGAUUGAAUCGUCCACUUCUUCUCCUUCAAUAUCUGAUACAUCAACUGAUGAACCGAAACUUUUCGAGGCUGAUCAAUUUCUGCAAAAUCAAGUUGACAAAAAGAAUGAACCAACAUCUUCUCAUCCUGAAAGAAUCUCUCAAACAAAUUCUGUAAUUGAAUUGGGUGAAAAAUGUACACAACCUAUGGAUGCAGGUCCAUGUAAGAAUUACAUUGAACGUUGGUUUUUCAAUGUUAAUACUAGUUUAUGCCAAUCAUUUCAAUAUGGUGGUUGUGCUGGUAAUCGGAAUCAUUUCUUCUCAAAGCAUGAAUGUGAAAUACAUUGUGCUCGAUUUUUUAGUAAGUUCUUCUAUUAUUAA